Molecule: messenger RNA, 2255 nt
Organism: Momordica charantia (bitter melon)
Lineage: Eukaryota; Viridiplantae; Streptophyta; Magnoliopsida; Cucurbitales; Cucurbitaceae
Gene: CPN60ALPHA2
Product: TCP-1/cpn60 chaperonin family protein
Biological process (GO): protein refolding
Molecular function (GO): ATP-dependent protein folding chaperone; ATP binding
Source: RefSeq, a predicted model, not a curated record
ACAGAUUACUCGUUUAAGCGGCCAACCUGAACUAGAAACAAUUCAGUCUUUUAGCUUCGUAAAACCCCGACAAAACCUUUGGAUUGAAUCUUCGCAUCUCAACGACGGCGACAAACUCAUGGAAGUUCCCCGCGUUCUCUCUUCAUCCGUUCCCUUUCUCGGACCUCUACUCUUCCCUAAGCUCCGUGGGAGCCAAUCGCUAUCUGGGUACGCCAGAAAUCCAUGGAAUUUGAGGAAUUUUGUCGUCAGGGCCGGCCCGAAGAGGAUCUCAUUUGGUAGAGAAUGCAGAGGGGCCUUACUAGCCGGGAUUGAUAAGCUAGCUGAUGCUGUUUCUAUCACUUUAGGCCCUAAAGGUCGCAAUGUUAUUCUCUCUGAACAAGGAACACUUAAAGUGGUUAAUGAUGGGGUUACAAUUGCUAAAGCUAUAGAGCUUUCUGAUGCAAUUGAGAAUGCGGGAGUGGUGCUGAUCCAAGAGGUUGCUAGUAAAAUGAAUGACUUGGCUGGUGAUGGAACUACCACCGCAAUAAUUUUGGCACGUGAAAUGGUCAAAUCUGGACUAUUGGCAAUUUCCUUUGGGGCUGACCCAGUUUCCUUAAAGAAAGGAAUAGAUAAGACUGUAAAGGAAUUAAUCAAGGUCUUAAAGAAGAAAAGUACUCCUGUACAAGGAAAAGAUGAUAUUAAAGCUGUUGCAAUGAUAUCUUCUGGAAAUGAUGAAUAUGUGGGGAACUUAAUUGCUGAAGCAAUAGAAAAGAUUGGCCCUGAUGGUGUGAUCUCAAUUGAGUCAUCCAAAUCCUCUGAGACUUCUGUAAUAAUAGAAGAAGGAAUGAAGAUUGAUAAAGGUUACAUGUCGCCUCAGUUUAUUACAAACCAAGAUAAGUCUAUCGUGGAGUUUGACAAUGCAAAAGUCCUAGUAACUGAUCAAAGAAUUUCUACUGUCAAAGAAAUUGUACCAUUGUUGGAGAAAACUGUACAACUUAGUCUUCCUCUGCUAAUUAUUGCGGAGGACAUCUCAAGACAAGUACUAGAAACCCUAGUGCUGAACAAGGUGCAGGGUUUAGUUAAUGUGGCCGUUGUAAAAUGUCCUGGGCUUGGUGAAAGAAAGAAAGCUCUAUUGCAAGAUAUUGCACUAAUGACAGGUGCUGAUUUUCUGUCUGGAGAUUUGGGUCUAGAUCUUGAAAGUGCAACUUCGGACCAGCUAGGAAUUGCUCGGAAAAUAGUUAUAACAUGUAACUCAACAACAAUAGUUGCUGACCCCUCUACUAAAGCUGAAAUUCAAGCAAGAAUUUCGCAGAUUAAAAAGGAUCUUGUUGAAACAGAUAACUCCAACCUCUCAAGAAAGCUCUCGGAGAGGAUUGCUAAGCUUUCUGGUGGAGUUGCUGUCAUUAAGGUGGGAGCACAUACAGAGGUGGAACUUGAAGAUAGAAAACUCAGAAUUGAGGAUGCAAAAAAUGCUGUAUUUGCUGCUAUGAAUGAAGGCAUUGUUCCUGGUGGAGGUGCUACCUAUGUUCAUCUGUCUGAAUUGCUUCCAACCAUAAAACAUUCGAUGGAGGAUCAGGAUGAGCAGAUGGGUGUGGAUCUCGUGGGAAAGGCACUCCUUGCACCUGCAAAAUACAUUGCAAGUAAUGCAGGAGAUGAUGGAGUAAUUGUUGUGGAGAAGACUCGAGCUGGCGAAUGGCGACAUGGAUAUAACGCAAUGACAGACAGAUAUGAGGAUCUUCUCAAUGCCGGUGUAGUAGAUCCUUGCCUUGUUUCUAGAUGUGCGCUUCAGAUUGCGGCCUCUAUCACCGGGAUCAUUCUAACGACUCAAGCCAUAAUGGUCGAGAAAACAAAGAAGCCAAAGCCACCAAUUCCACUUGUUCCUGGAAUAUCUCCAUGAACACAAAACAAAAAUAGAUAUUCUGAAAGUUAACAUGAAAAGGCAAAUAGAAACCCGCGGAUUCUGACAUGGUUUCUCUGCUAAGCUUCUGAGAUUGAGUUGAAUAGGGUAAAGGAUUAAAGAAGCUUUCAGGCUAUAAUGAAAAGGGAAAGCUCCCAUUUCCACCUGUGGUUGAUGAAGAGAUGUCUUGCCAAUUGCCAUGCACGAUGAAGGAGUUUAAUGCUGGGGAACUGGAACAGCUCCUCUAGUUCCUCUACUCAUUCACGUAAUAAAAAUACUGAAAGCAGAGAAUUUUGCCAUUGUAUUGUUUGUUAUCAGGUUUUUCUGUUGUAAAACCUCAAUAAUUUUAAUGACAGUUCCUUUUUUUUUUGUGGUUUUA